GCGUGCUGGCUGGCGAUGCCGGGGCCCGGGGCCCGGGCGGAGGAGGGCAGCGGAGGCGAGGGCGCGGCCCCGGGGUCAGCGGCGGAGCCUGGGGCAGGGCCCGGGCGGGAGCCAGCGCGGCUCUGCGGCUACCUGCAGAAGCUGUCGGGCAAGGGCCCGCUGCGCGGCUACCGCAGCCGUUGGUUCGUGUUCGACGCGCGCCGCUGCUACCUCUACUACUUCAAGAGCCCGCAGGACGCGCUGCCUCUCGGCCACCUGGACAUCGCGGACGCCUGCUUCAGCUACACGGGCCCCGACGAGGCGGCGGAGCCCGGCGCCGAGCCGCCCGCGCACUUCCAGGUGCACAGCGCGGGAGCCGUCACGGUGCUCAAGGCUCCUAACCGUCAACUCAUGACUUACUGGUUACAAGAGCUUCAGCAGAAGAGAUGGGAAUAUUGCAACAGCCUGGAUGUGGUUAAGUGGGACAGCAGGACCUCCCCAACUCCUGGGGACUUUUCUAAGGGUCUCGUGGCCAGAGAUAACACAGAUUUAAUUAACCCACACCAAAAUGCUUCUGCUGAAAAAGCCAGAAAUGUCCUAGCUGUGGAGACUGCCCCUGGAGAGCUGGUGGGAGAGCAAGCUGCAAAUCAGCCCGCCCCAGGGCAUCCGAAUUCCAUUAACUUCUCUUUGAAACAGUGGGGCACUGAGCUUAAAAAUUCAAUGUCGUCUUUCCGUCCUGGGAGAGGGCAUAAUGAUGGUCGGAAGAGUGUGUUUUACACCAGUGAGGAGUGGGAGCUGUUGGAGGCGAGCCCUCAGGACCUGGAGGAGUCCCUGGUGCAGGAAGAGAGAAAGAAGCAGAUCCCCGAAGGAAACAAAGGGGUAACUGGCUCAGGAUUUCCCUUUGAUUUUGGACGUAUUCCCUACAAAGGAAAGCGUCCUUUGAAAGACAUGAUUGGAUCGUACAGAAAUCGUCACAGUAGUGGUGACCCUUCAGCCGAGGGGACAUCGGGCAGUGGUGGUGCCAGCAAGCCGGCCUCUGAGAUGCAGCUGCAGGUGCAGAACCAGCAGGAAGAGCUGGAGCGGUUAAAGAAGGACUUAUCCAGUCAGAAGGAGCUGGUGCGGCUGCUGCAGCAGACGGUGCGGUCCUCCCAGUAUGACAAGUACUUCACGAGCAGCCGCCUCUGUGAGGGGGUCCCGCAGGACACACUGGGGCUUCUGCACCAGAAGGAUGACCAGAUUCUGGGCCUCACCAGCCAGCUUGAGAAGUUCAACCUGGAAAAAGAGAGCCUUCAGCAGGAAGUGAGGACGCUGAAGAGCAAAGUGGGCGAGCUUAGCGAGCGGCUGGGGAUGCUGAUGGAGACCAUCCAGGCCAAGGACGAGGUCAUCAUCAAGCUCUCGCGGCAGCUGAGCGAGUGUGAGGGCAGCGUGUCUUCUCCCACCACCUCGCCCGGCUCGCCCACCGCCGCUCUCGCCAGCAGGGAGCAGCUGGAACUGGACAGGCUGAAAGAUAAUCUACAGGGGUACAAAACCCAAAAUAAAUUUCUAAAUAAGGAAAUCUUGGAACUGUCAGCUCUACGGAGGAAUGCAGAAAGAAGAGAGAGGGAUCUGAUGGCAAAGUAUUCUAGCCUGGAAGCCAAGCUCUGCCAGAUAGAAAGCAAAUACUUGAUAUUGCUCCAAGAAAUGAAGACCCCGGUUUGCUCAGAAGAACAGGGGCCUGCUCGGGAUGUCAUAGCCCAGCUGCUGGAGGACGCUCUGCAGGUCGAGAGCCAGGAGCACUCGGAGCAGGCAUUUGUUAAGCCUCAUCUUGUCAGUGAAUAUGACAUUUAUGGGUUUAGGACUGUCCCAGAGGAUGACGAGGAGGAGAAGUUGGUCGCCAAAGUCCGGGCAUUGGACCUGAAGACCCUCUACCUCACAGAAAACCAGGAGGUUUCCACGGGGGUCAAGUGGGAAAACUAUUUUGCAAGCACGAUGAACAGAGAGAUGAUGUGCUCGCCGGAGUUAAAGAACCUGAUCCGGGCGGGCAUUCCACACGAGCACCGUUCCAAGGUGUGGAAGUGGUGUGUGGACCUUCACACCAGGAAAUUCAAGGACGGCACGAAGCCUGGUUACUUCCAGACCUUGCUUCAGAAGGCGCUGGAGAAGCAGAACCCGGCCUCCAAGCAGAUCGAGCUGGACCUGCUGCGGACUCUGCCCAACAACAAGCAUUACUCGUGCCCCACCUCCGAAGGCAUACAGAAGUUGCGCAACGUCCUGCUCGCCUUCUCCUGGCGGAACCCGGACAUCGGCUACUGCCAAGGUCUAAAUAGAUUGGUGGCAGUGGCCCUCCUGUACCUGGAACAAGAAGAUGCUUUCUGGUGUCUAGUCACCAUCGUGGAAGUUUUCAUGCCUCGAGACUAUUACACAAAGACUCUUUUAGGAUCCCAGGUGGACCAGCGGGUGUUCAGAGACCUCAUGAGCGAGAAGCUGCCGCGGCUGCACGCCCACUUUGAACAGUACAGAGUCGACUACACCCUCAUCACAUUCAACUGGUUUCUGGUGGUGUUCGUGGACAGCGUUGUCAGUGACAUACUCUUUAAAAUAUGGGACUCUUUCCUUUACGAGGGACCAAAGGUUAUCUUCCGCUUCGCCCUGGCACUUUUUAAAUACAAGGAAGAGGAGAUCCUGAAAUUGCAGGAUUCGAUGUCCAUAUUCAAGUAUCUCCGCUACUUCACUCGCACUAUCCUUGACGCUAGGAAGCUGAUCAGUAUCUCCUUUGGAGACCUGAACCCAUUCCCCCUGCGUCAGAUCCGGAACCGGCGCACCUACCACUUGGAGAAGGUCCGGCUGGAGCUGACAGAGCUGGAGGCCAUCCGGGAGGACUUCCUGCGUGAACGGGACACCAGCCCCGACAAGGGUGAGCUGGUCAGUGACGAGGAGGAGGACACCUGAGUGCCACCCACCCCGCCCCACCCCUGCCCCCUGACGCUGCUCUUCUUGCCUUCACAACCAAAGUGUACCAAAGGGUGAACUGCAGAGAAGUCUCUGCUUGCUUCAGAGCCAGAAUGUAACCUGCGUGGUCUCCGGGAGUCUGCUGGGCAGAUGUCCGAAGCCACUCUGCACUUUCUCUUUUCCACUCGGGGUGGGGGUCUGAUCUGUUUACAGCCAUCUUCGUGCCGUGGCAUUUGGUUACUCGUAUCCCGUCAUGCUUUCUGCCUGAUCGGUGCAUCACCAGGCUUACAGGUGGCUAUUUUCAGGAACCUGUUUACAGCAUCUGUUGGUUGUGUUGGUGUCUUUGCACUUAGAAAACCUUACAUGGGCCCUCUCCCCAUGUGGUGUCUCCUGUCCAUGUGGGCAGUCGUGGGCAUCUUUUUAACAGCUGCCGUGGAGGACGCCCACUGUGCUUCAGAUACGCCCAGGCCAGAGUCUGACUGCUUUGGGCGGCAUAAGGUCAGUGUGGGAAAAAGGAUUUCCUUACAAAGUUAAGCACAUCCCUUGUUAAGAAACAGCCUAUAGAAAGGCCACAGACCUGCUGGUGGCAUCAAGCUGCUGGCUGUGCCCCAUUUCUGGAAUAGCUUUUGCCCUUUCAUGCACAGUCUUUCAAACUGUGGCUCCCAGCCUGCUUGGGGAGAGCCUGCCUCUCCAGACAUCGCACACUCACUCCUCUGCCUGCGCGGCUCCGUGAGGUUCUGUGCAGUUAUUUCCAUCUGAGAAUUGACCAAGGUUCUGCAUGUGUGGAUGGGAGUCCAAGGAAACUGGAUCAGCAUCCUACAAAGCAGGCCCACCCCUGGGCAGGCCCUGGGAGAGGGGAUGGAGGCAGCUUUUCUGGGGGUGCUUUGCAAGGCAGCGGUGCAGCUGCAGAGUGAAGGCUGUCGGACAGCCGGAAACCAUGACUUCUCGGGAGCAGCCAGUGCCCCUGCUCUCCUCUGCCUGCUGGGGCAGCCAGGAGCCUGGCUGCCAGGGCCUGGAGCUGGAAGUGCCUUUGCCUGGGGUCAGAGCUUUGAGCCCUCCCAGACCUGUCCCCUCCCCAGUGCCACACAGAAGCUUCCCUGUUCUGGGCAGCGGUCCUCCCUGCGGGGUCACCGUUGCUCCCAGUAUGUCAGGAUGCCCAGGGAGUUUUGGGUCUUAGAAGGCCUGGAAAGAGGCUCUGCGCAAUGAACAUGGUUUUUGCUUAAUCACCCUGUGGACCAUCCCUGAUGUGUAGAUGUGAAAGAUGUUUCCUGGACAGUAUUACUCAAGUAUGGAAGGAAACAAUUUUAAGCGGAUUUUUUACACUACCUGGAAAAAAUUGGAAAUAAUCCUUAGUUGAUAGCUAUUAUUAAACACACUCAGACUAUUGAAGCAGUAUGAUUUGAAAAAGUGCUUUUUUCCGUAAGCCUGGUUUUUCUGUUCGUUACUGUCAACCUUCUGGCAGGAUCCUAGUUUAGGAUGGCAUUUCAGCAGACCGGACUGAACUCGGCUUUUGUCUUUGGUUAAGUUGGUUAAUUUGAUUUUUCACUGUGUAGAGGAAGCUGGUCUCUGUAUGUAGCCAAAAGCCUUCGUCUCUUUUCAGGUAUCAAAAAUAUGUUUUCUCUGUUCUGGUUUUUGGGAGCGGCUGUUUGAGGUCUGCCUUCUUCAGGAAGCUGCCUGUGAGCUAGGUCACUGCAAGGCGGCUGUUGCAGCCUCACAGCCCUGCAGACUCCGCAGGACCAGUGGGGCUGCUGGAGCCCACCUCCCCGCCCCCCACUUUCCACAUCUGCUGUCAGCUGACGGGGCCACAACCCAGGCGGUGCAGGAGGAAUGGGGCUGGGGCCCCUGGAUCAGCUCCAGCUUCUUUGAGACUUUAGAUUCCAAGUGGGUUUCCCCCUGGAACUGCUACAUCCUGGGGGCCUAAAAUGCUGCCUUUAGGAAUAGGCUUGUUGUGUCUAUUUUGCCUUGAAAAGACUCAUCUUAAAAGCACCUGAAUUGGGCCCAGGGGGCCUGUGUAUCCACAGCCCAUGGCGUGGGCCAUUCUCUGAGUGGCAGUGUGUUACCAGUGGCCAGGCAGUGGGCGUCGGAGAGCAGAGAGAUCGUGGAGGAGCUGGACUGGGGACACUUUCUUGGAGGUUCCCCUCUCUGGGUGUCUGGAGGGUGGGAAAGGGAAUGCUUGGCCUGACUCCAGGCUGGGGACAGGAUGGAGCCUCCUCCUCCCUCCACAACUGUAGGGUCUGGUCCCACUCACUAUUUUGAGCCAGCACUUCCCCUCUCUUGUGCCACUGAGGAAAGAGCAGCUCUGUACCCUCCGGUGCCUCCCCCAGUGGCUCCCACGGGGAGGGCCCUUCUGACAGGUGCUGCCUCCGCACCCAGCCUGGGGUGCCUGCAGGAUGGGCCUUGGGCUGAGGCUGGAGGCCCUGUGGGCGGGGCAGCCUCCAGUCUGCUUCCCAAACGCACACACCACGGCCA
Vicugna pacos (alpaca) is the source of this 5376-nucleotide messenger RNA. It is a transcript of the gene TBC1D2B, whose product is annotated as TBC1 domain family member 2B. The record is from RefSeq and is a predicted model, not a curated record. Gene Ontology annotation, biological process: regulation of GTPase activity. Lineage: Eukaryota; Metazoa; Chordata; Mammalia; Artiodactyla; Camelidae. Gene Ontology annotation, molecular function: GTPase activator activity; small GTPase binding.